AAGGACAUUGAGGUUGUCCCGAAAAGUCUAUGUUCCUAAUUUUGUACUUUGGCAAAACCAAACCUACUUCAUAAAAAUCUACGAAUGCCCCAUAUGAUCAGUUCCAAAUCUCUUUCUCUCUAAGUGCAAAAAAAGAUAUGUCUUCAAUAGUUUCUGGUACAGUUCCAACCACCAAAUCUUCUGCUUGUUUCAGAAGAAUCCAAAAGUCUGCAACUUUUUCAUCUCGGUCAAUGUUGUUAUCUUCUUCCUCAUUACCACCUGCAUCUGCAAAACUCUUAAACUCUGCCAAUGGUUCUUCAUCAAGUUCUUCAUCUCCUAAACCCUUUAGACCCGUUAUGCGCAGCAGAGAAGCUGAUAAACUCGAAGAAGAAAGACUUCUCCACGUACAAUGGCAAGACGUGACGGUAAAGAUGGCAGUGGAUGCACCAGCUUCCGUGGCUUACAAGUUAUAUGCGGACCGUGAAUUGUUCCCUAGGUGGAUGCCCUUUUUGUCAUCUGUUGAGGCAGUGGAGGGCAGUCCAGAUUUAUCGAGGUAUUUGGUGAAAUUGGAAUCUUUUGGAAAUAAAUUUGAAUAUUAUUUUCUCGCAAAAAAUUUAGAGCCAAUCCAGGAUCGAAAGCUGCAUUGGAGAUCUAUUGAAGGCUUUGCGAAUAGAGGCAGUGUUCGAUUUUUCCCUAGAGGCCCUUCUUCGUGCUUGGUAGAGAUCAACUUUUCAUUUGAAGUUCCACAUGCUUUUGCCCCAGUUGCAUUCUUAAUGAAACCGUUUAUGGAGAGGCUUAUUCGUGGAGGAUUGGAACGUUUUGCUGCCUUCGUGAAGACCACUUAAGGCAUAAACAAACAUUACGUUCUGUGCAUUAAUCCAAAUAAACUGUUCUUUUUAUGUAGUGUGUUUUGUUUUUGCUUUUUGUUGGGAGGUAACAUGUCCAAACAUGAUGUAAUGUUGUUCUUGGUAAAUUUACUAUUUAUCAAAACAAUUAUUUGUUGAAUAUAAUUCGAAUGUAUACGUUUUCAUUACUA
Molecule: messenger RNA, 1015 nt
Organism: Raphanus sativus (radish)
Lineage: Eukaryota; Viridiplantae; Streptophyta; Magnoliopsida; Brassicales; Brassicaceae
Exons: 7
Coding region: 138-824 (228 amino acids)
Source: RefSeq, a predicted model, not a curated record